This is a messenger RNA of Thlaspi arvense, 1707 nucleotides long. The record is from the annotation of a GenBank genome assembly. Lineage: Eukaryota; Viridiplantae; Streptophyta; Magnoliopsida; Brassicales; Brassicaceae.
GGGUUUGGGACUUACCUCUUUGGCAUGAGUGAACGAAUCGCGAACCAAUCAGGAGAUGCUGUCCGUGGCGUCAAGAACCCUUCAUUAGGUUGGAUUAUGGGUUUUCUCUUUGUUGUCAGCUUUCUUGGCCUCUUCUCGGUCGUUCCCCUGCGAAAGAUAAUGGUAAUAGACUUCAAACUAACAUACCCAAGUGGCACUGCAACUGCUCAUCUUAUCAACAGCUUUCACACCCCUCAAGGCGCUAAGCUAGCCAAGAAACAAGUGAGGGUAUUGGGGAAAUUCUUUUCCUUCAGCUUCUUAUGGAGUUUCUUCCAAUGGUUCUUUACCGGAGGAGAAAACUGUGGGUUCUCCAACUUCCCAACAUUUGGACUCAAAGCUUACGAGUACAAGUUCUACUUUGAUUUUUCAGCAACGUAUGUGGGUGUUGGCAUGAUAUGCCCAUACAUCAUCAACAUUUCUGUUCUUCUGGGAGGAAUCCUCUCUUGGGGUAUAAUGUGGCCUCUCAUUGAAACCAGAAAGGGAGAUUGGUUUCCUGCUGAUGUCCCACCCAGUAGCAUGCAUGGUCUCCAAGCUUACAAGGUGUUCAUAGCUGUUGCGAUAAUCCUAGGAGAUGGCCUAUACAACUUCUGCAAAGUCCUGAGCCGGACACUUUCAGGACUAUUUGUACAGCUCAGAGGCACUGCACCUGCUUCAAGAACCUCCUCCUUCACAGUUGAAGAAGACCCUCAUGCUUCCCCGUUUAGCCCGAAGCAAUCAUACGACGACCAACGCCGUACAAGAUUCUUCCUCAAAGACGAAAUCCCUACUUGGUUUGCUGUUGGAGGAUAUAUCAUAAUAGCUACAACAGCUACAGCGAUACUCCCUCACAUGUUUCACCAGCUGAGAUGGUAUUACAUUCUGGUCAUCUAUAUCUGCGCGCCUGUCUUAGCCUUCUGUAACGCCUAUGGAGCUGGACUCACAGAUUGGUCCUUGGCUUCAACUUACGGAAAGCUCGCCAUAUUCACAAUAGGAGCUUGGGCUGGCUCUGAGCACGGUGGUAUGCUAGCUGGUCUAGCAGCGUGUGGUGUCAUGAUGAACAUAGUAUCAACAGCUUCGGAUCUCACACAGGACUUCAAGACAGGUUACCUCACUUUAUCAUCCCCAAAGUCGAUGUUCGUGAGCCAAAUGAUUGGAACAGCAAUGGGUUGUGUGGUAUCUCCCUGCGUGUUCUGGCUCUUCUACAAGGCGUUUGAUGAUCUAGGCAUCCCAAACAGCGAGUACCCUGCACCAUUCGCUACCGUGUAUCGGAGUAUGGCUAAACUAGGAGUGGAAGGCGUCUCGUCGUUACCGAGAGAAUGUCUCGUUCUGUGCUACGCCUUCUUCGGUGUGGCGAUCCUCGUGAACAUAGUGAAAGACAGUCUCUGGAGGAGAUGGGGAAGGUUUAUACCUCUUCCCAUGGCGAUGGCGAUACCGUUUUUCUUGGGGCCUUACUUUGCGAUCGACAUGUGUGUGGGAAGUUUGAUACUUUUCAUCUGGGAGAGAGUUGAUGCAGCCAAGGCCGAAGCUUUCGGCACUGCGGUGGCUUCUGGUUUGAUAUGCGGAGACGGGAUUUGGUCUUUGCCGAGCUCAGUGCUCGCUAUAGCCGGAGUGAAUCCUCCUGUUUGCAUGAAGUUUCUCUCUGCUGUGACCAACUCAAAGGUCGACAAGUUCCUGCAAAGAUCUUCUUAA